GAACAAUUAAACCUAGCGAUGCUAAGAGACCUGGCUUCCCCUUUAGUCUCCCGCCGCCUCUAAACUUCCAUUGCCUUUAACCUCUCGAGCCUCUAUCUUCCUUUCCUUUCAUCCUUUCUUUCUUGUUCUCCCUUCCCGUCCGCUCUUUUAGACUCUCAACUUCAUAACAAACUCCCCACCGCCUCCUUCCAUUCCUUCAACAAUCUUCAUGCUCAGUAAUUUUGCAUGAACGUCCAUUGACCUUCCCUUGCGCCCGGAGGUCUCGGCCCCAAUACGCUCGUUCUUUUCUCUUCAACCUUCGCUCGCUACUUAUGAUUGACGCCUGUAACGCUCCCCAAUUGGAGCUGCAGCCACUUUUUACAUUGUUGUAGUUACUGCCUACCCAGACCAUUCCCCCGCGGUCACCGUAUUUUCGUAUUCUUCUCCCCCUAAUUUUCGAUAUUGGUCCUUCCUGACAACUACCGUACCCUCAAAAUGCCCGAUUCUACGCCCCAAACGGCCGACUCAGGAACACCCAAGGCCGGUGCUCCCAAGGACAAGAAUUGCCCCUUUUGUGGACAAGCAUUCACCUCUUCUUCGCUCGGUCGCCAUCUCGAUCUGUACAUCAAGGAGAAGAACCCAAAACCCGCGGAUGGGAUUCACGAUGUCGAUGCUAUCAGAAAGCUUCGUGGUAGCAUCACCAGACGACAGCCCCGGGGCUCCCUUGGUGGGAGGCGUGAAGCCUCAACUCCUGUGGGAACGCCUAGAGCAAAUGUCGUAAAGGAUACACCCCUUCCCGAGAACGAAGACUUCCAAUCCCCUGUUCUCUCCAAAGAUAAUCAACUCUCUGUUGACUCGACCAUGACAUAUGCGCCAGCUUUUCAGCCAACAUGGGAGGCAACUGGCGUUAUGAACGACAUCCCGAAACGAGGCAGUUGGGAGAGUGAUGCCGCACCUGAGCCACCAAAACGCCCUGGCAUGCAACGUACUGUUAGCAAACAGGCCAUCCAAAAAGCCCAGUUUGAUGUUAAGCAAAAACUUUCCGACGCUAUGGAUACAGCCCGUGCCGCGGAGCUCGCGUUGAGGGAGCUCCUCAGCUCUUGGAGAGCAGCCAAGGUACAACUUGACAGCAACUCGAUGCCAUUCGAUUUCGAUCCCUUAUCUCUCGAUUUCCCUGCCCUCACUCUUCAAUGCCUACAGCCCCCACCGACCCUUUUCUCGUCCACCCAACAUCCUACCUCCACAUCUUGGUCAGUCCAAUCGCCAGGGCACCGCGAAUACGAGGCUCUGCGGACUUACUUCGCAGGAGAGUUCAAGGCUUGGAAAGUAACAUGUGCUUCUGCUACCACCGCCGUAAUGGACGAGUUUAAAUACCCCCCUUCGACAAACAACAGUUUCCGAAACCCUCGGGAGUCGAUCCGCAAGGCUGAGAAAAUGGCCGAACAACUUGAGGCGCAAAUCGAUGAACACCUCCAGUCAGCAUACGCAGUUUGGGAGACUCUUCCAAUUCAACGGCAGCAAGAACUUUGGAUUCUGGAGUUAGCCCGUGGAGUGGGAAGAAAACACAAGGAGGCCGAGAAAAUGAAGGAGAAGCAGCACCGACUCAAACAAGAGAAUGCCAACCUCAAAUCCCAGAUUGAGCAACUGAACAAGUUACAGCAACCAAAGGAGUUCAGGCUUGCCCCACCAGUCACAAUUCCGCUUGAAAGGGAGCUGCUUUCCCUUUCUUACGAGCAGGCUGUCAAGGGCGGAAGGGCUGUAGGUUUCUCUAUCGAGGAUAGCCAACUCGACCUCGGUUCUCUCGUGACAAGAUCCAUUGAGCGUUGGAAGAGUGUCAUUGCUUCUUCAAGGGCCAAUGCUGCUGGGAUGAAUGCCCAGAGGACGUUGGAACAAGCCAGCCAGAAUCAAGCCUCUUCCGCUACUGUCAACGGUGCUCAACCAACGCCACAGAUCCAGACGCCAUCUCAGCCACAUUUCCAAGCACAACAGCAACAGCAGCAACACCAACCGCAACGACCACAGCUUGCCAAACGUCAGUCAACAACUAGCAUUAACGGUGCUCCAAGCGAGCAUGCCACUACUUCGGCCUCGACAACUGGGCCCUCCUCGAUCGCCGAGGCCAGUGAUCAAGAUGCCGAUGCAGAGAUGGAGGAUGAUGAUAGCUUCGCCAUGGUGAACGCCUCUCCAAUCAAGCCUCAACCACCUGUCCAGCAACAAGCAACUCUAGAGGUACCACGCACACGGCCUGUUCAACAGCAGCAACAGCAACAACAACGAGCCGCACAGUUUAUGAUGCCCAACGGAACUGGGAGCCCUAUCAACCGAACGGCCAUUAACAUGAGUCGUUCAAUGCCAAAUAUGAAUAUGGCAAUGCAAAAUGGAGCAAUGCAUGGUACAGACAUGGCCAUGGCAAUGCAGGGGGUACGCGGGGAUGCCAUGUUUUUAGAAUAAAACAACGUUUUCAGUUGGGCGGUUAAAGUUGAGAAUCACAAUAGUUGAUUGGCUAACAAAAAUACACAAGUAAUGACGAAGACUCAGAGCUUGAUACAACUUGCUCAUGAUUCAAUAAUAUGACCAAUUCGGAUAGCUCACUACUUCUCUUGCUUCGUUCUCGUGGUCUUUUGCCGUAUAUAGACAUUUCUACCAAUGGUUUUAUCUGUGG
Messenger RNA from Fusarium redolens, 2641 nucleotides. RefSeq lists its product as uncharacterized. Bases 475 to 2430 code for a protein of 651 amino acids. The record is from RefSeq and is a predicted model, not a curated record. The transcript is spliced from 2 exons. Lineage: Eukaryota; Fungi; Ascomycota; Sordariomycetes; Hypocreales; Nectriaceae.